Messenger RNA from Clonostachys rhizophaga, 2583 nucleotides. The record is from the annotation of a GenBank genome assembly. Lineage: Eukaryota; Fungi; Ascomycota; Sordariomycetes; Hypocreales; Bionectriaceae.
AUGGCUGCCAUCCAGCUCUCAGUUGACCCUCGUUGGGAGUAUCACUCCACCUCCUCAUCCCACUCAUCACAGACCUCCGCCCUCUGCCCAGAAGCCGCUUACGUCUCGCUGAGGCUUCCUACCCCGGAUUCGAACAAUGAACGUAGUCCCUCAGAUUCGCUUGUCGUCCAUCGCAUUGUAUUCACCACCGAAUCUCACGACCAAGGCUUCAGCGACAACGAAGGCGCCAUCGGCACCUACCGCGACUCCAACUCCUUCUUCGAGGCUCAUGUAUCAGACCCGUCCACUGGGGCUCUCCGCGUGCCGCAACGCCGUAUCCAGUAUAAUUAUCACUCAAGCGACGUGUUCCGCACACACACAAAUGUCUGGGACAGGCGCGACGAGGCCUUGGCCGAGGCUGGCCCCGGUGCUGCCGCCUGGGUUAAUAGGACAGAGAGCAAGGGCCUGUCGCUGGCUGAGUGGCUGGGGGAACUCCACGGAGGUGAUGUUAUCAUGAUCGUCCCCAAGGCCUGGUAUCCCGGGUGGACCAACGUGGUGCGGUUCGCUCGGAUCGAGCUCUGGGUUGAGUUUGUCUCAACCCAGCCAUCUGUACACCAACCUCUAUUUGGGACGACUGACAAGAGCCAAGACUUCUAUCGGCCAUUGAGCUUCGACAAGAAGGAAAUUCGGCUGGUGGUGGUUGAGCCUGAUGGCCGUGGCGCAAGUGAGGAUGCCACCCUCCGGUUGUCACUCCGAUACUCGUCGCUGGAGGAUCUAGAUCAUGUCCCAUACGACGCACUAUCGUACUGCUGGGGAGACUCUGCAGAAAGAGAGGCGGUUCUCCUCAGUGACGGCGAGUUAGGUCUACAAAACACCGAGAUUUACGUUCGGAGGAAUCUUGCAUCAGCCCUUCGGCACCUCAGGUCUUUGGACGAGCCAGCAGUGCUUUGGGUCGACCUUCUCUCAAUCAACCAAGCCGACCCUGCGGAACGCGCUCACCAAGUCGCAUUGAUGGGGGAGAUAUUCGAAUCUGCCAGGUUAGUCCGGGUAUGGCUUGGAGAGGCGGAUGAUUUGGUGACGGAGGAUCUUGGCAUCAUUCGAUCUGUUGCCCAGCGAUAUCACGAAAGGUUGGGGACCAAGCCUGAGCUCGGACUCCCAACUUCGCGGGAAGCGCAUGAAAUGAUCGCCCACGAGACCUUCAUCUUCGUAGACGCCGACUCCAUCUUCAUCCGGCCCUGGUUCCGCCGUGUCUGGGUGUUGCAAGAGGUCUGGAACCCGCCGUCCGGAACGACGAGAUCGCAGCGCCAAGUGAUGGUCCAUUGCGGGAAAGAACAGCUACCGUGGGAAGACAUUGCGCAGGCAAAUCGCUGCAUUUACGAUCAGCUCAAGUACCUCAAUAAUUACACCAUGCCGCGGCUGCUCACGGGCUUGUUUGAUAUUCUUCGAGAUCGAGAAGCGUCCGUCCUAACUUGUGUUCCCGCCGAUCGCCGCGAUAUCCUGAGCAUCGCCCUGGAAGGACUCGAUCUCCAAGCCACCGAUCCCAGAGACAAGAUAUUCGCACUGCUCAUCUUUGGCCACGAGACUCACCAGAUUGCCACGCUGCCGACCUUGCUCAGGCCGGACUACACCAAGAGCGCCGGGCGGGUGUACGCCGACUUCACGCGUUGGUGGAUACUCCAGCAUCGAUCGCUGCGCAUCCUAUCAGCCAUCCAUGCUCUCGUGGGCAGGCAAUGGCUCCAGCUCCAGGCGCACGAUGGGAAUCUACCCCAGCAGCGUAGUCCCUCCUGGGCUCUCUGGUCCGCGGGCCACAGCUCCUGGGUAAGGGGCACACUCGCCCUCCAGGAUGACGUCUGCGUAUAUCACGCCUGCAGCGACCGCAAAACCAUCGAUGAGGGACUCCUGACACUACCCGCGGCAGCCAGCAGGGAAGACACCGACGGCUUCGCUGUAAAGCUCAAGCUCAGGGGCGUACGGGUCGGUUCGAUCGCGGCCGAGCCAACCCACUAUCCGUACUUUCAGCAGCCGCCCUUGUCGGCAGGUCUCCAGGAGGCGUACAUGCGAGUUUUCGACCCUCCGUGUACACUCGGGACGUGGCAGAACGCACGCAACGCCAGGGGGGUUCUGGGAAAGCACGAUCGUCAUUACAACGAGCUGUUUCGGCACUAUAUGGCACAUUGGGAGAGGUACCCGCCUGACCCUUUCACUAGCGACGAUUCUCAGAGUGAAGCCCAGAGUGGUUCUGAGAGUGAGGCCCAGAGUGAUUCAGAGAGCGAUGCCCAUAGCGGUUGCGGGAGUGAUGCCCAGACUGGCUCCGAUGACAGUUCCCAGUGGGAUUCAAGCGACGAGGAGCCGACUUGGCUCCCUUGCCAUGGAAAAUGCAUGUUUACCACUGAAGAUGGCGGGAUUGGGCUCUGUCCUGGGACGGCGAUGGCGGGAGAUGUGGUUGUGAUCUUAUAUGGUGGAGACGUGCCCUACCUGUUGCGGCCAUCCGGAGAACCUGGGACUUACCGCUUUAUUGGGGAGUGUUAUUUUGAUGGUGUCAUGAGUGGUGAGGCAUUUGCCGCUGACAGAAACUUGGCCGAAGAGAUAUUUGUGUUGGAAUAG